Messenger RNA from Armigeres subalbatus, 5475 nucleotides. Its product is annotated as potassium channel subfamily K member 10-like. The record is from RefSeq and is a predicted model, not a curated record. The coding region runs from base 1729 to 3036 and encodes 435 amino acids. Gene Ontology annotation, biological process: potassium ion transmembrane transport; stabilization of membrane potential. Gene Ontology annotation, molecular function: outward rectifier potassium channel activity; potassium ion leak channel activity. NCBI's taxonomy places the organism in Eukaryota, Metazoa, Arthropoda, Insecta, Diptera, Culicidae. The transcript is spliced from 8 exons. Gene Ontology annotation, cellular component: plasma membrane.
GUAGUGUCAGGCUCUUGAAGGCUGGCCAUUUCUGUCGCCGAAUAGUGUUAUAUAGUGCUUCACAGUGUAAGCUACCAUUCGAUGUCAGAGGACUAGCAUCUCCUAUUCUGUGUGACGGAUACGGCUUCUGCUGGUGGAUUUUUGGUGCUUUUUUCCGGCUUUCGGGAUGGUCGAUUUAGCGUUUGGUAGGGGAUAAAUUGUGCGGCUUCUGACCUAUGGUAAUUGGGAGGUGUUCAAUCCCGAUAACCCAUUUCCACGUGUGAGUGAACUACAGCGCUCGGAUGCUGGGGGGAAACCUUUGAGUUUGGAAUGUUUUGGAGUGAAUUCAGGAUCGAUUCUCGCAAAAUUCGGGUGAUAAAAAGGUGGUCAUAAUAAUAAUAGUUCUGCAUUUAUGUACAUAACCCCAGUCUGCACAAUUCGAAAAUUUGUUGUCAGUUUGGUAGCAGCGCCACCAGAUGUACAAGGUGUGAUUAUGGAAUGAGAGUUAUAUGCAUCCCGUUGGAUUAUUUGUUUGCUCCAGUGCACCAGCAGCAGAUGAAAUAGUGAAAAUCGAUUCGACCGUAUGUUGAUCCUUGGCCACUGAACAAACACGAUACCGAGUAUCGCUAAUUUCACGAGGCUUUAAAUGUAAUCCUAGUCUCGGCUGGUCUGAUGCAGUAGAAUGCGUAUCUUGGUGAUGGAUCGUAAAGUGGAACAGUGUUAUUAGCACUCAUCGUCGGAAAGCUGUAAAUGUGAUUGAUUAUAGAUAGCAGCCGCGAACGAGGGAUAAAUUAUUAAUCUUUUGGUACCAGACCGUGUGGCGACCGUGCUUUCAAAGUGUAUUACAUAGCGCAGUGUAACUGAGCAUAGUGUUGAUGUGGUGCAAGAGCGACCGAGAACUGCUUCUGGAUGCUGUUUUAUGGGCCACUGUCCCAGUUUGACAUCGCCGGAUAGCGCGGUGUGAUGGUUAUUUAAUAGAUGGGAGCUCUCUAAUAAACGGCAGUGGCUAACCGAGCAGCAGACCGAGCACUGCUGUCCGCAAAACAGAUUCUUCUCAGAAUUCCAUUGGACGGAUAUGGAAAGGAAGGGACUGUCCUAAAACGCUACGCAAUCACGUUCACCAUUACGCCCACGACCCCCCUUCGUCAGGCUCACAUACAAACUGACUGACUGGGGAGUUGGCGAAAGAGCCGUUACGACGGCAUUAAUUCCCAGCGAAAAGGAUUAUAACAGUUGAAAGCCAGGAAAGCGACCGAAGUGAAAUCAUCCGGAACUGCUUCCUAAAGGUUAAACUUUGUCUUUUGUCCAUCGUUCUGGUGAAUGGAGAUCCGACACGGCAAAUAUGAAUAUUCAAUACAGAUUUACAAAAAAGUAGCUGGAGACGAGUCCAUCAGGAAGUGGUUGCAGAUUGCAAUUAGUCACAUCGUGCUUGAGAAGCAUGAAGCAAUCCAGACGGCAACAGGACCAACGCCAUCACCAGCUUCGCCUGAUCUUGGAGCGAACGAAAGAGGUUGUGAAUAUAAAGUAGUUAGUGGAAAUCGAGUUAGACAACUGAUUAAAUCGAAUUAGCCAUGUUUAUUUGAUAAGCCCGUUUUACGCCCGUUUUGCGCUUCCUGUUAAACGAAGCAAACCCAAAAACCAUAUUGCAAAACCAGAAAGUGAACAAACAUCCAUCAGUGCAGAAGUGUGAAUCAGGACGAGUAACGAAGCAAAGAACGAAAAUUAACCCCCAGCGCCCUUGAGACAAAUAUGAACACAAAGCCACCGCUCCAAGUUCCUAACUUUAUCGGUAGUAGCACCUCAUCGAGACCACAAAGUCCUUCCCUGUGUUUUUCGACCGCCUCGUCGAAGGCAGAAAAAAAUGAACCGGUGACGCUGUGUGGCUGCCGUCGAGCAUCUAAAUCACAAUGCUUCUCUGCUAUAGGUGUGCUGUUGUUGGUGCUAGCGUACACAGCAGUCGGCUCAGUGCUGUUCGUGACAUUGGAAGGAGACGCCGACGAAAGCGACAUGAUUGAAACCUCGGUGGCAGCAUCGAAACCAUAUCCUAGACAUGAUGUAGUUAGUUCAGAGCUAAGAUUAAAAACUGUAGAUCGGCUGUGGUCCAUUACGGAAGAUCUAAACAUAUUAUACAAGGAAAAUUGGACGCGACUGGCGGCUCAGGAAGUGCAACAUUUUCAGGACACCAUCUUGAGAGCAGUGAGGGCCUCCAAAGCGCAGCAAGUGACAAAUGUCCAGAGCAACGCCAAACCCUACAAAUGGACAUACGCUUCGGCAUUUCUAUAUUCGCUGACGCUGAUCACCACGAUUGGAUACGGAGGAAUUUCCCCGCGGACGCAAUGGGGCAGAAUAGCGGCGCUAAUUUAUGCUCUGUUUGGAAUACCGAUUAUCCUGCUGUACCUCUCGGCAAUGGGUGAAGGUCUUUCGGGGGCCAUGCGGUGCCUGUUUCGGCGCAUUCGUCCGUCGUCGCAGUCGUCGUCAUCGAAUAGCGCCAGCACCAGUUCGAGUCUUAGUGGCAACUCGGCUAUAAACAGUAAAUCAUCUAGCUCUGAGCUACAGAAACGCUCCCAACAGCAAAGCACAAGUUACCAUCAAACUUGGACUGGAAUUCACGACCCACAUGGUUACGGCGGAGUUGGAGCGCUAAGCAGUAGUAACAUGGGAAACAACGGGGGAAGUCACACGGGCGGUAGCGGGAGCAAACAUAAUCAAUCAGUCGUACCAAUAUCAAUCUGUAUUAUGAUACUGAUUUGUUACGUCACUUUGGGCGCCGUUCUGUUUCACAAAAUUCAGCCUUGGGGGGUGCUAGAGAGUUUAUACUUCUGCUUCACGUCGCUCGGAACAAUCGGCUUCGGUGAUCUGAUGCCGGUCGGGAAUAUUGCUCAGUAUGCUGCAUCGGCAUACAUCGUAGUCGGAAUGGCCGUUGUGGCCAUGUGUUUUAGUCUGAUACAAACCGAGCUGAUAGUAUGGCUGAAGAAGUUUGCCACCCCGGAAUCGAUUCCCUCGUCGACGGAGGACGUAGCGCUGGUAUCGGUAGCAAUGACUCCAAUAAAAUCCUGACAAAGACCCAGCGACAUCCUGCCUAAUGAGUACAACUCAUUGCCACGUCGUUCAAGUGCAUUCCAGCGAAACACACCGGCCCGACGCUCGACAGGAAUAAUGGAAAACCAUGUGGAGUACUUUGUACCGAGGAGUGUGAGCGAAUUCAAUCUAUCCGGGGUGGGCGAUCUGGCCCUGCCGCCAACCAAACGCAGUAUGAUAACACACGCCGGCAGUUCCACAAUGAUUGCAAUUUCAACGAAGCCACGGGAAAAAAUGGUAACGUUUGAGGAUGAAUCCAAAUGCCCCCACGGGCUGCCAACCACGCCCAGGAAGUCCACCAUGGCGAACGACGUGUUCAUGUGACGGGAGGGUUCCUGAGACGAAACAAUUCAAUGCCCGGGAGACAUCAUCAAAGUCUGAUAGUAAAUGUCAUCUGUACCCCAUUAGUUCAUUUUCCUCAUCGCAUGGUUGGGCAUUGAUAGAUCAUCCAAUUCAUCAGGGUGUUUUAAAACUUUCUAUUAUACUUAGGGCUUCAUGACACUCAACCAAAUAUGCAGACGUUUUGUAUGAGUUCAAGCGUUUCAGGUUUUUUUUCAGUGGGCAGAAUUAAUUUAAUUGAAGAUGAUUGUACCACGUUUAGAAACAGGAGAAUUUUCAGACGUUUAAGAAUAGAACAAUCUUUCACGGAGAAAUAAACAACAUACGAAAUUUUCAUCAACAUAUCAAUAUAACAAAAAUUUUCACAUUUUUUUUGCAUGCAAAAUUUGAAACAUUCCAUAGAAAAAUUCUUUAUGGACAAUAAGAAAAUUUCAAUUUACGAACAAUAAAGCAAAAAGGCUAAGUGAAUUUUCCAAGCUUUUAAAGAAUGAGUAGCUUCUAGAAGUUCAAUAGGAUUUUUUAUGGAUUUUUAUUGAUUUCUUGUGUAAAAUUUUUUUAUGGAAAAAAUAUUCAUUUUGUGAAAAACUCAGCAAUACGCCAGUACGCUAGACAGGUGCUUUCCCUACUUCUUUCGUGGGAUCAAACCCCAUCGAAGGAAGUAGUUACCCUCCAAUACAUUUUUCGAAAUAAAUCUAUCACAUGUUGUGCAUAUGCAUAAUUCGAGUUUCAGACAUAGUAAUUAAUAACUACUGCGGGUGGCUCCAUACCCGGAAUAUAGGUACCGUCAAACGGGGUGACUUGCAACGAUUUUCAAGUUUCUCACUCAAUAAUUCUGAACUAAAAGAAUUUAUUCAUUCUACUAGUGCAUGCUACUUUUAAUGUGUCCUAAUAUUAGUAACUGGACAUAUAAUCAGAUAUGCAACAAUAAUAAAAAUAUGAAAACAAUAUCAAAAUGAUGGGUGACUUGCAACACUUCAUCGAAUUCAAUCAUUACAUGUUUUUGAAACAACUUAAUCAUAGUAAUUCUUCAUCCUGACUCAUUCUUCACCACUACACUGUCAAUGCGGGGGCCUUACUUGAGGGAUCCCCCUCCUCUCAUUUCGUUUUUUUACGAUUUCAACGUAUCGAUUGAUAUUUUCAAGUCAUCGGUUUAAGUGCUUUAUGUCGAUUUAAGAAUGGGGUGCACCAUCAGUCAUUCCCAGGAUAGUUGUUUUCAAAACGGUUUUCCUUUCUUUCCCCGCCAUCCAAAUUACCACGAUUAUUUUAAGAUCAUUAUUUUGAAAAGGCAUUUCCGCAGCAAGCAGCAAACCAUCCACAAGUGUUGGAUCUUCUUGGGUAUUCAACACUGUUUGACCACCGUAAGUCUUAGUUUUACUGUUUUCUGUAUUAAAAUAAUGUGAAAUUAAUGUUGGGGGCAAAUCGUACCGCCAAGCAGCUUUCCAGGUAAACAAUUUAUUUUUUAACUUCUAGCGCUCCCUUCAUCAAAGUUUCCUUUGAAAAAUUAGCAUACAUGCGACUUCUUCCAGAUUUUUAUAUAGUUUCGCUUUCUUGAAGUUAAAACUAUCGAGUAUCAGCUGUUGCAAGUCACCCCUCAGGAGGGCAAAUUUCAAAAAAAAGUUGAUAUUACAAAAACAAAUUAUUUUAUUAUUUUACAGUUUUUGCGGAAUUACAUAACUAAUUAAAUACUGUAACUGGAGAGGGGAUCGAUUUUAGUGAAAUUAUUUUCAAUUUGCUACACGAACUUACGAUUUACGACGUUCGACUUUCAAUUGACGAAACAGUUUCACAAAAUAAUACAAAAAAAACAAUAGUGAGUUAUAUUUUCACCUGAAUACCAACUAGCCACAACAAAUACAAUGUAAACUAGGGAUGCGUGAUGACAUUAGUCGAUAUUUGGGUAUAUUUUUUAUCGUGAAAAAACAAAAUUGAGUGUUGCAAGUCACCCCACUGUUGCAAGUCACCCCGUUUGACGGUAAUUAACUUUGAAUGAACUAUUUAUGGUUAAUUUUAAUUUUUUAUGGAAGUCGCUUUAAUGUUUUUAUGAAAAUUUUGAUUUAUUUUUUUAAAAAGUUCUUUUAU